This is a messenger RNA of Phodopus roborovskii (desert hamster), 4483 nucleotides long. Its product is annotated as protein PHTF2. The record is from RefSeq and is a predicted model, not a curated record. Gene Ontology annotation, cellular component: endoplasmic reticulum. NCBI's taxonomy places the organism in Eukaryota, Metazoa, Chordata, Mammalia, Rodentia, Cricetidae. The coding region runs from base 7 to 2241 and encodes 744 amino acids. The transcript has 17 exons.
GAGCCUAUGAUCAACAAAUAUGGGAAAAAUCUGUUGAACAGAGAGAAAUCAAGUUUGCUUUUCCUCCUCUUUGAUUGCUCUGGACAGUUUAUUAGACUGGGGUUAAGGAAUAAACCAAAGAAAACUGCACAUGUGAAACCGGACCUCAUAGAUGUUGAUCUUGUGAGAGGGUCUGCGUUUGCUAAGGCAAAGCCUGAAAGUCCUUGGACUUCUCUGACUAGAAAAGGAAUUGUUCGAGUUGUAUUUUUUCCCUUCUUCUUCCGGUGGUGGUUACAAGUAACAUCGAAGGUCAUCUUUUCCUGGCUUCUUGUCCUCUAUCUUCUUCAAGUUGCUGCAAUAGUAUUAUUCUGUUCCGCUCCUAGCCCACAUAGCAUACCUCUAACUGAAGUGAUUGGGCCAAUAUGGCUGAUGCUGCUCUUGGGGACUGUGCAUUGCCAGAUUGUUUCAACAAGAACACCCAAACCUCCUCUAAGCACAGGUGGUAAAAGAAGAAGGAAAUUAAGGAAAGCAGCUCAUCUGGAAGUACAUAGGGAAGGAGACGGCUCCAGUACCACUGACAACACCCAGGAGGGCGUGGUGCAGAGCCACGGUGCAGGCGCCUCCUACAGUGUCGGUGCAGUCUUCAGAGAUCUCUGGCAUGCUGCUUUCUUUUUAUCAGGGUCAAAGAAAGCAAAGAGUUCAAUCGACAAGUCAACUGAGACUGACAAUGGCUAUGUGUCCCUCGAUGGGAAGAAGAGUGUACAAAGCAGUGAGGGCAGGCCACGGGACCAUGAAGCUCAGUGUGAAACUAUCCGACCAGAAAACACAGCCUGGGCCACUGCAGCUCCAAGGAAUGUCCCUGCCAAAGAUGCCCAAAGAAAGAUAACAAAUGUCUCUGAUGAAGUAUCCAGUGAGGAAGGUCCUGAGACAGGAUACUCAUUGCGCUGUCACAUGGACAGAACUUCUGAAAGCAGUCUUCGGAAUAGAAAGCCACACCAUUACAAAAAGCAUUAUGCAAAUGAGGAUGCCCCUAAGUCGGGUACUAGUUGCAGCUCUCGAUGUUCAAGUUCCAGACAGGAUUCUGAGAGCACAAGGCCAGAAUCUGAAACGGAAGAUGUCUUAUGGGAAGAUUUGUUACAUUGUGCAGAAUGUCAUUCAUCUUGUACCAGUGAGACAGAUGUGGGAAAUCCUCAGAUUAACCCAUGUGUGAAAAAAGAAUAUAGAGACGACCCCUUUCACCAGAGUCAUUUGCCCUGGCUUCAUAGUUCCCACCCAGGAUUAGAAAAAAUCAGUGCUAUAGUGUGGGAAGGCAAUGACUGUAAGAAAGCAGACAUGUCUGUACUUGAAAUCAGUGGAAUGAUAAUGAACAGAGUGAACAACCAUGUACCAGGUAUAGGAUAUCAGAUAUUUGGAAAUGCCAUCUCCCUGAUCCUGGGCUUAACUCCAUUUGUUUUCCGACUGUCCCAAGCAACAGACUUGGAGCAACUCACAGCCCAUUCUGCCUCAGAACUUUAUGUGAUUGCAUUUGGUUCUAACGAAGAUGUCAUGGUUCUUUCUAUGGUACUAAUAAGUUUUGUGGUUCGAGUAUCUCUUGUAUGGAUCUUCUUUUUUUUGCUGUGUGUAGCAGAAAGAACAUAUAAACAACGAUUACUUUUUGCAAAACUCUUUGGACAUUUGACAUCUGCAAGGAGAGCUCGGAAGUCUGAGGUUCCUCAUUUCCGGUUGAAGAAAGUACAGAAUAUAAAAAUGUGGCUGUCUCUCCGUUCCUAUCUUAAGCGUCGAGGUCCUCAGAGAUCAGUUGAUGUCAUUGUUUCGUCUGCUUUCUUACUGACAAUUUCAGUUGUGUUUAUCUGUUGUGCUCAGCUGCUCCAUGUGCAUGAGAUCUUCCUGGACUGUCAUUACAACUGGGAGCUGGUGAUCUGGUGCAUCUCCUUAACACUGUUCCUCCUGCGGUUCGUGCUUCUUGGAUCAGAAACAAGUAAAAAAUACAGCAAUACCUCAAUACUACUUACAGAGCAGAUAAACCUCUACUUGAAAAUGGAGAAGAAACCUAACAAAAAGGAGGAACUGACACUUGUGAAUAAUGUUUUAAAACUGGCUACUAAACUAUUGAAGGAACUGGACAGUCCCUUUAGGUUGUAUGGACUCACAAUGAACCCGCUGCUGUACAACAUUACCCAGGUUGUCAUCCUGUCAGCUGUUUCUGGUGUCAUCAGUGACUUGCUUGGAUUUAAUUUAAAGCUGUGGAAGAUUAAAUCAUGACAGUUAGAGAUGAAGACGUGGCUCGUUUCCCAGAACGUGAGUGCUGAUGAAGCUGUCUGAACGCCAGUCACUGGCUCUGCUCUGGAGUCUGCUGGGAACGAAGUGUUUACAUCAGGCUGUACUGUGCAAUUCUUAUAUUUAUUUUGCUUGUUUACUGUUUUUGUUGUUGUGUGUGUGUGUUUCUUUCAUUCUUUCUUUUUUACAUUUUAGUCUGUUUGAAGCAUUGAAGUUCUUAGUUGUUGAAAGGGUGACAAAACUGAUCCAGAUACUUGAGGUCCUGGUAAUUGUUCAUACAAAUUGACAAACAAAUUGUGAAAAUAGAAGCCAUUGCUAAGCACUGUUUCUCCAUCAAUGCCGUGAACUUGCCUUACCUGAUGAAGACUUCAGCUCUGAAAUAGUGCGCUGCACUUAGCUAAACACAUAGAGCGUGUUGUUUGGUAAACCACGAUCCUCUCAGGAUCACUUUUGAAAUAUUUCGAACAAUGCUGGGAUCUAAACAGAUUAAGCUGCAGUUGAAGCACCCUUCAGUAUUAACAUGUGGUAUUAUGUAACAGGUCAACAAGUGCUCUUUGAUAAUAAAACUCUUAAUGGAGCAAUAAUUGUAAAUGGUUACCAUACUGUAAAAUAUUUUGAUAAAAAUUAAUUAGUAUUAAAUGUAUUUAUUUGAAACACUGAGCUGUUUGCACAGCUCCAACUGUGCAUGCUCAAAAUGCACUUUUAAAAAUUGUUACUUUUGGUGUGUGUCUUUCUGUGGGAUAUGUUACAGCGUACUAGGGCAUAAUAUGGUAUCCUUUUGAGUGAGGUCUGCCCUCAUCUCACAAGUGAAGUGCCUCCUACUAUCACUAAAGUAUGUUACGUUUACUCAGAAGAAUUUCCCAUGGUACACUAUAGCGUAUGCUGUCCCUUCCACACUUAAGUGAAGCUUAAGAAUAAAAUUAAGAACCAACAAAAUAUUUACCUGAUUGCUAGUUAUCAAAUUUCCCCCAAAAGACGGUCAUUCUACCACUCCUAGCCUCUGAAUUUAAUCUGGUGCACCCCUCCUCCCGGUCCAUUAUAUAAGGGCUAUUUUUAGAUGCUUUGAACAUGGAAAGCUAGCUUCUCUUCCCCUUCAAUAACUUGUCAAGUGUCUAGAGGGAGCUUAUCAUGUUUCCUGUUAGGGAAUUAGGGCAGAUAUGGUAGUCCCUGCAUCUGGCCUUGAUUCUAAGUUGUUACAUUUGUACAAUCAGUAGUGUUUUAAGAAUUAUAUGAAACAAAAUGUUUUGUGAUUGUUUUGUUUAAGCCAAGCAUUUGAAACAAUCUAGAAUUUUCUUGGUGCAAAGUUGUAUUGAAUAUAUUGAUAUUUUUAGCCUAUUUUAAGGAAUUUAAAUAAUUGAUUGUAAAUAAUUUGUUUGAUUGGUGCAGUUUUAAUUCCCAUCAGGGAUGUGCAGAGAACAGAGCCAUGUGAUGUGUCGCUCCGCCCUUCCCUCAGCAGCCUCACUGCAGCCUCGUGGUUGAGUGCUCUUUGUGUAGGAAGCAGCACUGGUUCCCUUGGCCUGUGUUCUACGUCCAAUCAUGACCAAAGUGCAUUCUGAGUACCUUCAAGGAAUGUAUUACUGGAGCUUUAAGAACAUACUUAGUUUCUCAUGUGAAGAGUUAGGCUUUGUCUUAUAUGUUUCUUCCUCUAUUGUCUAAUGUUGAGGUUGUUUUUAGGCACUAUAUUUUAUAAAGUUUUUCAAAAUAAGGUACAUACCUAUACAGAACUUAACAUUUUGCACAGAUUAUAUCAGAUAUAUUUUGAGAAAAAAGUACAGCAUGAGUUCUGUUAGGAAUAAAAAGACGAAAUUAUUGUAUCUUACAAAAACUUAUUUCAGAAUGAAAAUAUUUUUGAGAAAAGUAGUUGGUGUACUGAUUUAGGAAAAUGCUUGCUUUAGGUUUCAGUUGUGUUUAAUGUGGAGUUGGGAGUUGAUGUACAGUAUACCUGUCAGCAACAUGAUUGUGCCAUUAAUGUGGGCAGUGGUAGAAUACUAAGAGGAAAAAGGUUUUUAGCAGUUAAUAAUGUUACAGAAUCAUUUCAAAGUAGUACGAUUACAUUGCUGCCUUUAAGAAUACCAUGAAUGUAAGGAGUUGAAAUGUUAACAUAUCACAUCAUAGAGAAAAAGCAGUUCCGAGGUAGAAUUAGGGCAGAUGUGUGCUGUUUCUUUGCCACGUGUUGUUUUUGAAAAUUUGAACAGCAAGUUUAAAAUAAAAUGUUCUAUGACUGACA